Necator americanus (New World hookworm) is the source of this 291-nucleotide messenger RNA. RefSeq lists its product as uncharacterized. Lineage: Eukaryota; Metazoa; Nematoda; Chromadorea; Rhabditida; Ancylostomatidae. The transcript is spliced from 3 exons. The record is from RefSeq and is a predicted model, not a curated record. Bases 1 to 291 code for a protein of 96 amino acids. Gene Ontology annotation, molecular function: nucleic acid binding.
AUGCAUCACGGAUUGUCGGAGAAAAAGUUCAACAAUAUCGACGAAGUCCGAUCUUGGGUCGCAUCAUACUUCGACUCACAGCCAACCAAAUUCUUUGACGACGGCAUCCAGAUGAUCGAUGGCGAAGCGUUGUUGAUAGUUGUUGAGAAUAUUGUUUGGAAUAAAGACUUGAUUUUUCUAAAAACCUCUAACAUAUUCCGUGAAGUGCUUUCAAUUAUGCGGAUGCAUUCUACCACGAAAGGAAAGAAAAUUGACUCACCAGCUCGAAUAAAUACAGACAUAAGGACAUAA